Malassezia pachydermatis is the source of this 240-nucleotide messenger RNA. RefSeq lists its product as hypothetical. NCBI's taxonomy places the organism in Eukaryota, Fungi, Basidiomycota, Malasseziomycetes, Malasseziales, Malasseziaceae. The record is from RefSeq and is a predicted model, not a curated record. The transcript has a single exon. The coding region runs from base 1 to 240 and encodes 79 amino acids.
AUGGUGCGCCCUGAUGAGAAUGUGGAAUCUUCGCAAGUUCCACGAAACCAAAAGACUAUUGAAUGGUUAGAAGAUGCGCUACUGAUGCCCCUGCACGAAAAAGAACAUAUAAAAAGUGUUCGUUUGCUUGUGUCGAUCGGUGCCAUGAUCGGAUCGAAUGUGUGGGAGGAUAUUGUGGGCUUUGUAUCUCCGCGCAUCAUUGGCAAUGCAGAAGCAUAUGCGCUGAAAUGGAAAAUAUGA